UAUGAAAGAAAAAACAAAAUUUGGGGUACAUAAUGAUUGAUCCCCAAAGUUGAAAUCUCGCAAAAGUUCGCGAGAAUCAUUCUUUUCACGUUAGGUCGCCAUCAUGGGUAUUUCUCGGGACAAGUGGCAUAAGAGGAGGAAGACCGGUGGCCGUUUAAAACCUCUGCGCAAGAAGAGGAAGUUUGAGUUGGGACGACCAGCUGCUAACACUAAGCUUGGUGCCAGGCGUAUCCACACAGUGCGAACACGUGGUGGAAACAAAAAAUACAGGGCUUUGAGGCUUGAUACUGGUAACUUUGCCUGGGGGUCUGAGAGCCAAGCCCGCAAGACACGUAUCAUUGAUGUACUGUACAAUGCCAGCAACAACGAGUUGGUGCGUACAAAGACAUUGGUAAAGAACUGUAUUGUCCACAUUGAUGCCACACCCUUCAGACAGUGGUAUGAGGCCCACUAUGCUAUGCCUCUUGGCCGCAAGAAGGGAGCAAAAAUGAAUGAGGAAGAUGAAGCUAGAAUUAACAAGAAACGCUCCAAGAAGACACAGAAGAAAUAUGAUGAAAGACAGAAAGUUGCUAAAAUAGAAUCUGCACUUGAAGACCAGUUCUCUGCUGGAAGAGUCUUAGCAUGUGUGUCAUCUAGACCAGGACAAUGUGGUAGAUGCGACGGCUACAUCUUGGAAGGCAAAGAACUUGAAUUUUAUCUCCGUAAGAUAAAGGCCAGGAAGGGCAAAUAGACUCUUUGCUAAUAAUAUGUACAGUAACAGAUACAGCAAAUAAAUC
This is a messenger RNA of Owenia fusiformis, 776 nucleotides long. Lineage: Eukaryota; Metazoa; Annelida; Polychaeta; Sabellida; Oweniidae. The record is from the annotation of a GenBank genome assembly.